Molecule: messenger RNA, 7261 nt
Organism: Dreissena polymorpha
Lineage: Eukaryota; Metazoa; Mollusca; Bivalvia; Myida; Dreissenidae
Exons: 6
Coding region: 258-3914 (1218 amino acids)
Source: RefSeq, a predicted model, not a curated record
UUCGCCGAGUUUCGGUGAUCACGUGUUCUCUAUUUUACCAGUUUGAACAUUGCAUUUCAAAGCGAAAUUUGAGUUUAAUUGCUUUGAUUUGUUUUUCAGUGUCGUUUAAUUGCCAACUGAUCGCGUUUACAUUCUAGUAUUGCGGGAGGAAACCCUCUAAGCGAGUGCUUUCAGUUGGUAUGCGCAGCCACAAGUUAUACUCAAGCCUCAACGCGUUUCUUCUGAUUUCUUUCUGCGAUGUAGCUAACUAAAACAUUAUGGCGAGUCUCUCUGAUGUGUUCACUGAGUCGGAAAGGACGAACUGGCUGAAGGCAUGGUUGGCAAUUGAUAUCGCAAAGUCUGGCCUAGAGCUGUUUGUGGACAACGCACCUAAAAUUCUGCACAGCAAUAUAAACAACGCUGUCUUGUCAAGUGGGUCAGUUGCGUGUAGUUGCUGUCACAUUGCUAACUUGCUGAAAUGCCCUUCCCGAGGAAUAUGCAAAAAACGAGAAGCAUAUGGUCUAUGCAUAUCUAUGCAUGACACCGCGUUAAAACAACCACGACAAUGUCCUGCUAGCGUUUGUAAUAAAGUAUUUGUCGAAAUUGCAAAACAACAUAGAUAUCCCGACCCUUCAUGGAAGAAUACAGUGGCUAAUGACUGGGCGUCAAGUCCUUGGCAAAUUGCAAAGGUUUAUUUCCCUCCAGACGGUUAUACUGAAAACAGGUCGGCUCAAGAUACAGACUUUAACGGAAUAGUCAGUUUUAUAAUGAACUGUAAACACUUCAAUAAUAUGUUUUCGUUUCCCAUAUGCCCAGGAAAAACUUAUCAACCCUGCCUUUUAACAAAGACGCGAGCUAUUGGCAGAGUUGUUCGCCAUUCGUCUACGUGUAAGAUCACAGACACCGAUCUCCAAGACAUUUUCACAACAUUGACCGGACUGUUGACGGACCGAAAAUGUCUUGCAAACGAAUUGGCUGCACAAGAGGCUGUAAGGAAAUUAGCAAAGCUUCAAACCGACGUUCUGAAGCUAAAAACAGAUGAAAUUGUUGAAUUGUUAGAGGCUGCACAAAACGUACUGAAAAAGGUUGCAAAUAUAACUGAGACGGCUGUUGAUGAGAUCAGGAUUUACAUGGAAAACUGUAGAAAGGACAUGGACACAUUUAAACAGGAACUUAGUGAACACACAGGCAAAUGUAUACAGGAAAUUGACGAAAAUCGUCGGAAGUUUACAGAAUCUAACUACGAGCAGUCUUGCAAAGAUUUUCAGCGACGUUUGAUGGCACACUACAAUGGCACUUCUAGCAGUGUGUCUCUUUCAAAUUUGGAUCAGAGUCUUGAUAAGCGAAUAACAGAUAUAUAUUCAACGCCAAAAAUCCACCGUAUAGAAAUCGAAAAAGAUGGGAAACGCGUAAAAAGGGAACAAGCGCUGACAUACAAACAAAUAUUUUACACAGGUGUUAAUUCAAAUCGGCGUAUAUACCUACAAGGUGAACCCGGAAGCGGUAAAUCUGCGUUUUCAGCUAAGUUGGUUCAUGACUGGUCCCAUGGAAUUCAGCUUUCGUCGGCAACACCCAGUGAAAUUACUGCAUUCGAUGACGUGUCAACAAUUCAAAAAAUCAAGUUCUUAUUUUUCAUCACAUUGAGAGAUUCGAGAGGUCAGACAGAUGUCACGCAGAUGAUAAAGAAGCAGCUUAUUGAUACAACGUUUUCGGAAGACGAACGCGCAGAUGUGUAUACACUUUUCGUAAAAAUAAUGAAUACUGAAAUUUGCCUCGUAUUACGGGAAGGUCUUGAUGAAUGGGUUCCACGCGAUGGCAGUAACCUAACUGAACCUUGCAUGGCUGGAUUUCAGAACGAAACGUGCACGAUACUAACAACAUCUCGACCAUGGAAACUGGCUGAUGAACGUAUCAAGAAUUCGCAUAUCGACAUUCUUUUAGAAAUUGAGGGGAUUAGUAAUCCGUAUGCAUUUAGUAAAAAUAUAAUUCGAUGCCUAAUUGACCACUCGAAGGAUUUAGAAGAAUCUGUGAUUAAAUUUAAGUCAUUCGUUAAAGAUCGUAAGCUGAAAUCGUUAUCAUCUUCACCAAUGUUGUACACUUUUGUCAUCUGUACCUGGGUUAACACAAUUGAGGAGGAGGAACAUUUGAAAGAAUCGUCACUGUGUGCACUGUACACUACACUGCUUGAAAGACUUUGUAAAAAGGCCAACAGUACGACUGGUUAUUUUAACAACUCAAACCCGCCCCCAGUGCACUUUUUUUCUAGCACAAGUUACCUUCAGCCAAACAUUGCACACUUAGAUAAGCUGGCAGAAGUAGCUUGUAAAUUGCUAUUCUCUUCUGAGAGAGAAUCAACUAUUGUUUUCAGUGAUAUAACAUUAUCCAACUAUUUUUCUCCAGAUGAGUUCACACUUCGCAAGACGUUUGCUCUCACGGCAGGGAUAUUAACAAACAGGAAAGAUAAAAGUCGGACAGGAAGCUCCAACUCAUUUGUCCACAAAACUGUGCAGGAAUUUCUCGCAGCAUAUCAUAUCGCCUGCAAUACAUACAUCAUUGAUGACGUCAGAUCAAGAUACCUUAAACUCAACAAUACGUCAUAUCUCGAAAUAUCGCAAGUUCUCACAUUUUUGUGUGGAAUAAACAUCUCUGCUGCGAAUAAAUUGUCUGCUUUGAUGAAUCAAUAUGACGUUAUCCACUGCGAUGAAUAUGAAUACCGAAAUGAUGAUGAUACUUGUUAUAUUGGCAAUGGUCCCUGUACGUUUCAGCGUAUCAUUGAGUCUGGAAUCAGAGAGGCAGUAGCCAACCAGCAGGAAGGCAUACAGCUGACACUCAGCCACUUUAAUAUUGAUCAAAGCAACAUAAGAGAAUUGCAUGGCAUAUGGCCUACAGACACGUGCAAUGCCCAUGUCUUACGUGUUUAUCAACCCAGGAAUUACUUCUUGCGUUCACCUGCACGUGGCGAGUCUAAAUCUCAUUUUGAGUUUAACCUGUCAUCGUGCCACACUUUGAGGCAAUUGUAUCUAUCGGGCAGCGGCAUAUUGCUGAGAGAUACAGCCAGCUCGGUCAGCUCGGAAUUUCCGGUCUGCAUUGUACUUAACAACGCAAGACCAGUCCAAAGUGCAGACACUCCCCCAGCACUGACGUCCAUAGAACACAUUUGCCUGGAAAGCGUCACAUGUUCCUCAACCUGUCUACGCAGUCUGUUCAGUACGUUGUUGACACUCAAUCAUAAGGUGAGGUGUGCGUUAAAGUAUGUCAUAACAGCGUGUGUAGAGGAAUCAGAUAUAGGUACAAACGCAGUAAUUGAGACGGGUUUAGAAAAUCAAUUUAAAAUGCAGUCUUUAGAAAAUGACUGUCCCGGUCUAUGGGAGGCUCUUCAUGGUCUGAAUAUCAAAAGUCUUUGUCUGGAAUUUGUUUAUUUGAAUCAUCAAGAACUGUUCUGGCAGUUUCUCUCAUCGCUCACACUGGAAAAGCUGAGUGUUAAGAUGGAUUUGGAUAUUCCCAGUCUUUGCAAGGGUCUCGAUGGUAGGAAUCUCAAUGAUCUGAGUCUGAGUUGGAGUUAUGAGUUUCAGGAUUGGACUGCGAACAAUUUGGAGUUAUUGUCAGAAUGUUUAUCAUCUCUAAUACAGCUGGAAACGCUUAGUAUGUCUGUGCGAGGAGACAGUCCCAGUCUGUGGGAAGCUCUUCGUGGUCUGAAUAUCAAAAGCCUCAGUCUGAGUCUGGAAUAUAGGCGGGGAGGUUUGACAGAGUCGUUGUCGAAAUUUCUAUCAUCGCUAACACAGCUAAAAACACUUAGUAUAAGUGUGUUUGAAGAUAAAAAAACCCAAUCUGUCGGAGAUUCUCCGUGGUCUGUAUAUCAAGAGUCUGAGUCUGAGGCUGGAAACGUGGGAAGAUUUUACAAAGGAUUGUGGAGAGUCUUCGUCGAAAAAGCUUAGUAUUCGUGUGCGUGGAGACAAUCCCGAUCUGUUGGGGGCUCUAUGCGGUCUUAAUAUCAAGAGUUUGAGUGUAAGUGUGAGUUACAUGUAUAGUUGUUUGAGAGUGGAUCAUGUAGAGUCGCUGUCGCUGUAUCUAUUAUCACUCAACCAGCUGGAAACGCUGAAUAUUGUUGUUUAUAAUGACAUUCCAAGUCUUUGGAAUGCUUUCCGUGGUCUGACUGUCAAGAGAUUGAGUCUGGAUGUUACAUGUUGCAAACAAAUGAAUCAUAUUGAGUCAUUUUUGAAGUCUCUAUCAUCGCUCAAACAGCUGGAAACACUUUGUUUUAGUACGUGUUUGGAUGAAUACUGUCCUGGUCUGUGGGAAGGUAUCCUUGGUCUGAAUAUCAAAGACUCUGACACUAAGUAAUACGUGCAGAGGUUUGAGAGUUAAUCAAGUAGAGUUGAUGUCGCAGUCUCUAACAUCGCUCACACAGCUGGAAACUCUCAAUUUUAGUGUGAAAAAAGAUAGUCCCGGUCUGUGGAAGGCUCUCCAUGGUCUCAAUAUCAAGAGUCUGAGUUUGAGUGGUAAGUGGAGUCGAGAUUUGAGAGUGAAUCAUGUUGAGGCGAUGUCGAAGCACGGCUGGAAACACUUAGUAUUAGUGUGACUGGAGGUAAUCCCGAUCUGUUGGAGGCUCUUUGUGGUCUUAAUAUCAAGAGUUUGAGUCUGAUUUACAGUCAUCGGGGUUUGCGGGUGGAUCAUGUAGGGUCGUCGCCGCAGUAUCAAUUAUCACUCAAGCAGCUGGAAACGCUGAGCAUUGACGUGACCUAUGAUAUUCCAAGUUUUUGGCAUGCUCUCCAUGGUCUGAAUGUCAAGAGUUUGAGGCUGAACGUUAACUGGCGGGAUUUGAUUCAUAUAGAGUCGUUAUCGCAGUCUAUAUCGUCGUUCACACAGCUGGAAACACUAAGUAUAUUUUGGAACGCAUUCGUUCGGUGGGAAGUUCUCAGUGGACUGAAUAUAAAGAGUUUGAGUCUGGAUGUUAAUCGGAAUUCAAGAAACAAACAUGUAGAGUUUGUGUCGCAAUGUUUAUCAUCGCUCACACGGCUGGAAACGCUCAGUAUUAGUGUGUAUGAAGACAGUCUCGGUCUGGGUGAGGCCUUCCGUGGUCUGAAUAUCAAGAUGCUGAGUCUGAGGGUAAGUUGUUGUGGAGGUUUGAGAGUGAAUCAUGUUGAGUCGUUGUCGCAGUCUUUAUCAUCGCUAACACAGCUGAAAAAGCUUAGUAUAUGUGUUUCAGAAAAAAUACCUGGUUUGUGGGGGGGUGGGGGGCUCUCUGUUGUCUGAAUAUCAAAAGACUUAGUCUGAGUGGAUUUUUGAUAGUGAAUAAUGUUGAGAUGUUGGCGAAGUCUCUAGCAUCGCUUACACAGCUUAAGACACUUAGUGUUAGAGUACAAAAAGACACUCCGGGUCUUUCGGAGGCGCUCAGUGGUCUGAAUAUCAAGAGUCUUAGUGUCAGUGAUACGUGGAAUGGUUUGCGAGUGAAUAAUGAAUCACAGUCUCUACCAUCUCUCACACAGCACAACUGAAAACGCUUAGUAUAAGUGUGUCGAUAGACAGUCACGAUCUGCAGGAGUCUGUCCGUGGUCUGAAUAUCAAGAGUCUGAGUCUGGGUAGUAAGUGACCAGUUAUUGCAGUCUUUAUGAUCGCUCAUACAAGGCACCUGAAUCCGUUAAUUGGUCGUAUAUGUGUGAUAUUGAUGUUGUUGAUGACGAUGACAGCAUUGGAAGAAAGGGGUAUAAUGUAGGAAACACAUGUUGAUAUUGUGUAAAUAAAAAUGAUACAGGAACAUCUCACAUAUAAGUCGCCGGAUGAAUUUGUUUAUGUCAAAAAUUGCAUUACGAAGUUUUAGUAUUUUAUCACAAUAUUAAUGUUCAACGUGUAAAAUAUCGUAUUGCAUUAUAUUUAACAUGUCUGAGUUUGGUUUAUUUUUUGUCUUGCAUGCUAGUAAAUUAAAACUAUUUGUGUUGUGUAUUUCGCGAAUCUUUUUAAGUCUUUUUAGUGAUGAAUGUUAUAUUUACAAAAUCAUCUUAGUCAAUUCUUACAUUGUAAACUGUAAUGGCAUCUCAUCAUUUAUAUAAAUCAAAGAACGACAUGACUUCACGUUUGCUGCUUCAGCAAAAGUAACAUGUUGCAAGCACAAAUAGCUAAACAAAAUAAUCGAUUGUUUAUAUUGUUUACGCAGUUUGUUUUUUGUAAUGUUAGUGUAUGUUAUUGUAAAUACAUUCGUUUGUUUCAAUACAGCGUACAAAUACAAUAGAAUAACACAGUUUUGUUUAGUACGCUUUUAUGUGUGUGCAUCUGCAUCCAACUUUACAGGUUCCGAACAUUCUAUAGAGUUACCAUGUAUAUAAUCUAAUAUAAAUAUAAAUGGUAUGACUUCGACUAUAAACCGCGUGUCGAGUAACGACUCAUCAUAUUCUUAUAUCGCUCCAUUGGUGCAAAAAGGUACCACGUGCCCUCUAAUUUCAAUGUCACAUGGUACCUUUUUGCACCAAUGGGGCGAUAUAUAUGUCAAUUUUCAUAGAGGAAUCAUAUUAGAAUUCAUCAUAUAUUACUAUGUUUAUAUUGGCUAUAUAUAUCAAACUGCGUGUAGUGUUUAAAGUCAUUAUGAGUGUAACAUACAGAAAACGAACCAAUAUAUAAACCAAUAUGUGUUAUUUUGCCUAUAGAAAUCAAACUGCAUGUCGUUUUAGAACUCAUCAGAUAACAGUAUGUGUUGAUUGGCUAUAUCAAUCACACCGUGCGUAGUCUUAGAAUUUAUCAUACAUAAGUUUGCUUGUGUUGGCUUUUGAAAUCAUACAGUGUGCCAUGUUACAAUCCAUUUUAUACCACUAUACGUUAAUUUGGAUAUAGAAACCAACCGAGUGUAAGAAUUUAUCAUUCAGUUCUUUGUGUUAUUUUGGCUGUAGAGAAAAUCGCUUGAUGUGUUAGAACUUAUCAUUUUAAAACUAUGUUAAUUUUGCUAUAGAAAUGAAACCGCGUGUUAGGUUAGACUUCAUCAUAAAGCAUUAUGUGUGAGGUUUGGGGUUUAACCCUAAAUGCUUUGGAUUGGCCAAUGAAGGACUGAGGCCCAAGUUAUAUUCACUAUUUUUGUUUGUUGUGUUUGUGAUUGUCUUAUCAAUUACAUGUGUCAUAGGGUUUUACAAAUGUUUCCUUGCAAAUAAGCAAAUGAGACAUGCUAUAUGUUUAUAUCUGCUAAUGAAUCGGAGUUCCAAUGCGCUUCUAUUAUAAUUAAUUAUAUGUAAUGUUCUAUUUCCUACUGGUGAUUGGUAUGACAUAUACGAUAAAUCAAUAUAAUAAAUAAGUGCAGAUG